Ectocarpus sp. CCAP 1310/34 is the source of this 1995-nucleotide messenger RNA. Lineage: Eukaryota; Phaeophyceae; Ectocarpales; Ectocarpaceae. The record is from the annotation of a GenBank genome assembly.
AUGUCCAAGGGACAGGUGAAACCCGUCCAGAAGAGCACGAGCACACGCGCAGUUAAGAAGUUAUUUCGCGUGUAUCUCGACUUGGGGGGAAAGAUGAAAACCAGGAGCAUUGGUGGCAACUGGUACACACUGAUCAUCAGAGACGAUUUCUCCCGUUGGACGCGUGUUUUCUUCUUGAAACACAAGUCUGACGCAGCGGUUGGGUUUGAGAAGUUCCUGGCGGACUACCGAACGAAAGGGGUUCCGUGUGAGGUUUGUAUCGCACGUACCGACGGUGGCGGCGAGUUCCAGGGGCAGUUUGCGGAACUUUGUCGCCGACACGGCAUCAAAGAAGAGUUCACCCCGCCUCACACCCCAAAAUAUAACGGUGUAGCGGAGAGAGCGCUAGGGUUGAUCACUGAUGCCGCGCUUGCGUCACGCAUCCAAGCGACGCAACUGUUCCCCGACGCACCGAACCACCCCGGGUUGUGGGCCGAGGCCAUUUCGUGUGCAUGCCAUCAGCUGAACUGCACCGCCACUAAAUCAAACGAGGGAGACAAAUCCGCCUACGAGAUGUUCCACGACUCCCCACCGCCUGUCGGGUCUACAUACCCGUUUCUCAAACCAGCCGUGUUCAAGUCGAGAAGAAAAGCAAAGUCGCAACCCAAGGGCGAAAAAGGAUGGUACCUUGGUCCUGCCCACAAUCACCCCCGUGAAUGCCUAAGUAUGACCUCGCCAAUCGGGCAGAAGCCGAGUGAUGUGGAAGCAGUACCGAUGACGUACAAGGAUGUGAUGUGUUCCAAGUACAAGGUUUUCUGGGAGGCGGCCAUGAAGAAAGAGAUAGAUGGCCACGAUAAGACUGGAACCUUUACCAAGGUCAAGGAGCUGUACGAGGGGCAGAAGGCCACAGGUUCAAAGUGGGUGUUAUCUUGGAAGACGAAUGAUAAGGGCCUGAUAGUCGACUUCAAGGCCCCGUCUAUCAAGACGGUGAUUGCCGUAGCCAGUGAAAAGGGCAAGAAACUCGCUCACUGGGAUGUGAAGCAAGCGUACAUUCACGCUAAGCUAAAAGACGAACUAUACCUUAGGUUCCCGGGAGGCUGUGGUAGUAUGUCCGGCAAGGUGGUCAACGUUGAGAGUGCUCUGUAUGGCCUAAAGCAGAGUGGCCGUGAGUGGGGGUUUGAAGCUGCCGAUGCCCUCAUCGAGGAUGGAUACGAGCAGUACAGGGUUGACCCGUGUGUCUUCCGGAAGGUGGUGGAUGGAGAGGUCGUAGGUCUCAUCGUGAUCUACGUUGAUGACAUCUUAGUGGCGGCAGACGAGGGAGGGCGAGAGGAGUUGUUCGCUUCCCUCAACAAGAAGUCUCCGGUGAAAGAUCUGGGGGAGUGUACCUUGUACGACGGGUGUGCUAUCGCCAUGGAUGUAGAAAAUGGCAUCACCAAGCUGUCCCAGACAGCAUACAUUGAGAGUAUGCUGAAGCGGUUUGAUGUGACCACGACCGCUUUCACCCCUGCUGCCACCGAUGCCGACCUAGGGCCGAAGAGAGAUGACGAGCCCGCGGUGGAUAAGCCUGUGAGGGAGGCGAUCGGAUGCCUGAUGUGGACGAAGCUGACGAGGCCAGACAUCGCCCUGCCUCUGAACAAGCUCCAGAAGAUCGCCCACUCACCCACGGGGAUGAUAUGGAACGCGCUUGUGCGGAUCAUGUCCUACCUGAACUUCACGAAGGACUUCGGCAUCACCUACGUACGGGGGUUAGGACUAGACCUAAGCGUAUUUGUCUAUGCCAGCUACGCUGACAACGAAGUAGACAGGCGUUCUACGACCGGGCUAGCUGGCGUGAAGGAGGCGGUGUUUGUGCGUGGCGUUCUGCCGUUCCAUUUCAUUCGCGAGCUAUUCAAGUCGGGCAAGAUCACUGCAGAGUAUGUUCCGACUGGAGAGCAGCACGCCGACAUGCUGACCAAGGUCCUUGGCAGAGAGAAGUUAGAGUACCACCGGAAGGCUCUGAUGAACCUACCGAUGUAG